AUGGCAGGAGGAGGGGCCAAGGGGGAGCGAUCUCUGGAAGAAACGCCAACUUGGGCAGUGGCAGUUGUGUGUUUUGUGCUGGUUGUAGUUUCUAUCCUCAUUGAACAUGUCAUUCACUUAGUUGCAAAGUUGUUGACAAAGAGAAACAAGCGAGCUCUUUACGAAGCACUUGAGAAGAUAAAAUCAGAGCUUAUGCUGUUGGGAUUCAUAUCCUUGCUGCUGACAGUAGGGCAAGGACCCAUUUCGAAUAUAUGUAUAUCAAAGGCUGUCGGGGCAACAUGGCAUCCAUGCAACAAAGAGCAAGGGAGAGAAUUAAACAAGAAGGAAAAUAACAGUAGUAAUUCUGACGACAAUAAUGGCCAUAGAAGACUUCUAAGUAUUUCAGAUUUAGGUAGUAGUAGUAGUACUACUAGUACUCGACGUGCUUUGGCCGCUGCAGGAUACUAUGACAAAUGCGCAGAGAAGGAUAAAGUUGCGUUGGUGUCGGCCGAUGGCAUUCACCAACUCCAUAUCUUCAUCUUUGUGCUUGCAGUCUUCCAUGUGCUUUAUUGUAUAACCACUCUAGCUUUCGGCAGAGCAAAGAUGAGUAAGUGGAAGAAGUGGGAAAUGGAAACAAGAACAGUCGACUACCAAUUCUCACAUGACCCGGAGAGAUUUAGAUUUGCCAGAGAUACAUCCUUUGGACGAAGGCACUUGAGCUUCUGGAGUCGCUCAUCCGCUCUCCUAUGGAUAGUUUGUUUCUUCAGACAGUUUGUCAGAUCAGUGCCCAAGGUCGAUUACUUGACCCUGCGCCAUGGAUUCAUUAUUGCACAUCUGGCACCUCAGAGUCAAACAAAGUUCAAUUUCCAAAACUACAUCAAAAGAUCGCUUGAAGAGGAUUUCAAAGUUGUUGUUGGGAUCAGCCCAACAAUCUGGCUUUUUGCGGUAGUGUUUCUAUUAUUUAAUACUCAUGGCUGGUAUUCCUAUCUAUGGUUGCCCUUCCUCCCACUGUUUAUAAUUCUAUUGGUGGGGACAAAGCUACAGGUCAUCAUAACCAAGAUGGGUCUGAGAAUUCAAGACAGAGGAGAGGUAGUCAAAGGAAACCCAGUGGUACAACCUGGGGAUGAUCUUUUCUGGUUCAAUCGCCCUCGCCUCAUUCUUUAUCUCAUCCACUUCGUUCUCUUUCAGAAUGCCUUUCAGCUGGCCUUCUUUGCCUGGACUUGGUAUGAAUUUGGCAUAAAGUCUUGCUUCCAUGACAAGAUGGAAGAUUUCAUAAUCAGAAUAUCUAUGGGGGUGCUCAUACAGAUACUAUGCAGCUAUGUCACUCUUCCUCUAUAUGCCUUGGUAACACAGAUGGGUUCGAGUAUGAAGCCAACAAUCUUCAACGAUAGGGUGGCAAAUGCACUAAGAAAAUGGCAUCAGACAGCAAAGAAGAACGUAAAACAAAACCGGCAAUCAAACAGUACGCCAACCACGCCAUUGCACUCAAUGUCCCCUGUCCAUCUUCUGCGUCACUACCAAGCUGAUCCAGACAGCAUUCAUACAUCACCAAGGAUGUCCAAUUUCAACAAUGGAGAUUGCGAGAUGGGUGCUCCCCAGUCACCUGCCCAAGUACUCCAUGAUGAUCUAAAAUGGUCUAAGAAUAAUACAAACCAUGCACGUGAUCAUAUUGAAAUUGAAAUUCCCUCAAAGGAUUUCUCAUUCAGCAAAGACUGGGUGAAUUAAAGCAUUGAUGGUUUGAGUAAAAGAAAGGAAAAGGACAAGGAGAAAUAAGAGGCACAAAUUUUCAGGGAUUUGCAAAUGUAAAUGCGACUCUCAAGGGUCACCUAUUAAUAUCAACAGUGACUUCUAAUCUCGUUUCUCAAUUAUUUAUGAUAUGUUUCACUGAUUUGUGAAGCUUUUGAUGGUGCUGAAGAGGUGAUGAUAUGAAUAACAUUGUUCAAUCUUAAAAGUGAGAAAAUUCAGCUGGAGCUUUUGAGGAAAGAA
Messenger RNA from Juglans regia (Persian walnut), 1965 nucleotides. Its product is annotated as MLO-like protein 6. NCBI's taxonomy places the organism in Eukaryota, Viridiplantae, Streptophyta, Magnoliopsida, Fagales, Juglandaceae. The record is from RefSeq and is a predicted model, not a curated record. Gene Ontology annotation, cellular component: membrane. The coding region runs from base 1 to 1704 and encodes 567 amino acids. Gene Ontology annotation, biological process: defense response. The transcript has 15 exons.